AUGGCAGCCACUACAGGCUUCAGGGUAAAACUUCCUUGCACUUCUCAACUGUUGAAAGAAUUUAAAGAAGGUCAGAAAGGAGUAGGAGAUGGCACAGUUACCUGGGGUCCAGAAGAUAAUGAAGAUGUGACAUUUACCAGAUUGACAGGGAUGAUAAUUGAGCCUCUAAGGGUGGACCCAAGAGUCAUAUCAGUGCUAGAAAAAUGGAAGGAUUCAGAUAGGAUCAAAGUUGUCCUGCAGGAGCUGAAGCACCUAAUGGUGUCUAAAAAAAAUAUGAAACUCCUUCAACCACCUGAAGGACAGGGUUACAGCAAUUAA
Molecule: messenger RNA, 318 nt
Organism: Artibeus jamaicensis (Jamaican fruit-eating bat)
Lineage: Eukaryota; Metazoa; Chordata; Mammalia; Chiroptera; Phyllostomidae
Product: ubiquitin-conjugating enzyme E2 variant 1-like
Exons: 2
Coding region: 1-318 (105 amino acids)
Source: RefSeq, a predicted model, not a curated record